Zea mays is the source of this 3539-nucleotide messenger RNA. RefSeq names its product putative protein kinase superfamily protein. Gene Ontology annotation, molecular function: protein kinase activity; ATP binding. The record is from RefSeq and is a predicted model, not a curated record. NCBI's taxonomy places the organism in Eukaryota, Viridiplantae, Streptophyta, Magnoliopsida, Poales, Poaceae. Gene Ontology annotation, biological process: protein phosphorylation.
ACGUAAAAAAAAACUCGGAUUCCACACCGUGUGAGAAAAAGAGAGGGGGAAGGAAAAAGGGCGGCAGGCGAAAUGCGCAACGGGACGGUGUGAAAAGAGCGGUUGCUGGCAACCCAAAUGGUGGGACUUGGAGAGAGAAACCGCAGCAGCACAACUGCCACAAGCAAAGCAAGCCAGCCUGCGCUGCGAGAGGGAGGACCGAGGAGGGAGAGGGAGAGAGAGAGACCGGACAGGCGGGCAGCAAGCAACGGGCACGAACCGCCGCCGACCUCUCACAGGCGGAGGAGGGAGGGACCGAGGGAGAGACGCUCUCCUCUCUCUCUCUCUCACACACACACGCACAGUCCCAUGGUCGCGCACGCCGCAGCAUCCGCAUCCGCAUCCGCCUCCUCCCUGUGAGUCGCCGAGCGACGCCGCGCAGAUGAAGGUGUCGUCCAGGAAGAAACCGCCGCCGCAGCAACAGCGGGAGGAGACGGAGGAGCAAGGGUCGUCGGGGGCGGCCGAGGCCAUGGACGCCGCCGCAGCCGCGGCCGUUCAGGAGGAGGCGGAGGCGGAGGCGGAGGCGGAGGCGGAGGGGAGGACAGUGCUGGUAGGCGUGCGCGCGGACGCCGAGAGCCGGGCGCUGCUCACCUGGGUGCUCGUCAAUGUGGCCGCGCCCCUGGACCGCGUCGUCGCCGUCCACGUCGCGCCGCCGUCCGCCGCCGAGGCGGUCGACUUCGACGCCAUGCUCGCCGUCUACGAGGGCUUCUGCAACCUCAAGCAGAUCAAUCUAAACCUGAAGAUUUGCAAGGACUCGUCGGUGCGCAAGGCGCUAGUUCGUGAGGCCAGCCUGUUCGGGGCCGCAAAGGUUGUCCUCGGCGUCGCCAAGAAGAGGCGUGCGAUUUCGUCGUCGCACUCAGUUGCAAAGUACUGCGCAAAGAAGCUGCCCGCGAAGUGUGCGGUCCUCGCCGUGAGCAAUGGCAAGAUUGAGUUCCGGAGAGAGUCGAGCGUCCAUCCAGGUAAGGUCUCGGCAGAAGUUCUCCCGUGUGGUGAUGAUGAGAUGUAUUGCGUAGUGCCGUUCCGAGCUCGUCAGGCUAAAGGGGGCGCACUUUCUUUACAAGAAAAUAAAGAUGACGGUGAGGGUGACGCCACGCGUGACUUUGGCACCAAGGGAAGUGAAUUGGAGAAUUUGUCAACGGAUCAGGUCGAGAUCGACGCAGAUCCUUCUAGUACAAAUGCUGAAGAGUCAACUGUCAAACAGGGAGACGAGAUUUCCGAGCUUCCAGGUAAGGGUGCCAGUGUGCUCUACUGUGUUCUUCCUGAGAGAAGCAGCGGUUCUGUUGCAAGUACAUCUAGUAGGCAAGACCAAGAUUCAGUGGAUCUGCCAUCUGAAGGGGCUGGGGAGCUAUAUUGCUUAUUGCCACCCAGGAAUGGCCAUUCAGUCAGGAGCAUUGGUGAUUCUAAGCGUUCAAAUGCGAGCCAAAAGGAUGAUAAACCAGCCAAUCCAUCACUGGAAGGAGAUGGCGAUCUGUACUGCCGGCUGCCGAGGACUGGACGACCGGGUAGGAAUUCUGGGGGAUCCAAUCGUUCUGCCGGUAUAAGAGGUGCAGUUAGGCGUAGCAGUAGUUUCUCCAGCGAUAUCCAUCUGAGCUCAGAGACAUCACCUAUUAAGAAGGAUGGCUCGGUUAGCAUGACUGCCACCGAAAGGAGUUCUUCUGCUGUAUCCACAGAAGCUGAGGACUCACCGAAAUACACCGCACGAACUGCUGAAACACCCUCGAGCUCCCCAAUGUCGCUGAGACGGAUGGUAGAGGGGAGAUCUGACCGCUGUCACCUCCAUAGAAGAAUCUUUAGACAUCAAAGAAGUUCAUCUUUUGAAUGGGCAAAGAUCUCAAUGGUUCAAUGGGCGAUGAGACUUCCGAGCCGAUACACUUCGGUCCACCCAGAUGGCAAACCACUGAAACCGGGUGCAAGUCCAAGGCUGAACUGUGAUUCUGAAACUGAGUCCACUGCAGCUGUUGAGCCAGAAUCAAUGUUUUCUUUCGCUUUCUAUGAUGUAGCAUGGCCUCCAAGUGAACUGGAAUCACUGCGAGAGAAGUAUUCUUCAGUUUGUAGGAUGUUUUCUUAUGAAGAACUGAAGCUUGCGACGUCCAACUACUCACCUGAUAUGUUAAUUGGGAAGGGUGGAACCAGCCAGGUUUUCAAGGCACAACUUGAUGGCGGAACAUUUGCUGCCAUAAAGAUUCUGAAACCCUCGGUUGAUGCAAUACACGAGUUUGUUACGGAGGUUGAGACCGUAACCAGCUUGCAGCAUGAGAACAUUGUAGCACUAAGGGGAUUCAGCUUCGAGAACUACAACCUUGUGUUGGCAUAUGAUUACAUGCCCCGAGGGAGCUUGGACAAAGCUCUUCAUGGGAAGAAUGAUGGCACAGAGUUUCUUGUCUGGGAGAGGAGAAUUAAGAUAGCAAUUGACAUCGCAAGAGCACUCGAAUUUCUCCAUCUCGGCGGUGUGACCCAGUCUGUGAUCCAUGGAGAUGUUAAGUCUUCAAAUAUCCUCCUUUCAGAGGAUUUUGGGGCACGGCUCUGCGAUUUCGGGUUAGCAAAGCGAGUGUCGGCUUCGACUCCCCACCUAACAUGUACUGACAUCACCGGGACUUUUGGGUACAUGGCGCCGGAGUAUUUUUCACACGGGGAGGUCAACGAGAAGAUUGACGUCUACGCAUUCGGAGUUGUUCUGCUGGAGAUUGUUUCGGGAAGGAGGCCCAUCACACCAGGGAGCGCGAAGGGUCAAGAAAGCCUGGUCGGUUGGGCGAAGCCUUUGCUGUCCAGUGGCGGGAUCAAGCACCUGGUCGAUCCGUUUCUGGGGAACGAUUACGACUGCGAUGAGAUGGAGAGGAUGACGCUCGCGGCCUCGCUUUGCACGAGGACGUCGUGGCACUCUCGACCUGAGAUGUCACUGGUAAGAACAGUCCUGGGCUUGCAAUUCCAUGUAAAGAAAAAUGGACUCAUUGCGUUGCACAGCUCUGACCCCCCUUCCCUCAAAAUCCAGGUCCUGAAACUUCUCCAGGGGGACGACGAGACGAUGGGCUGGGCGAGGUCGGCCAGCUUCGACGGGUCAGACGAGGAGGCCAUCGCGGCGGGACCUGACCUGAACAUGCAGUCGCACCUGAGCCUCGCGCUCCUCGGGGUGGAUGCGGACGACACGCUGUCGCGCUGCAGCAGCACGGAGCGCACCUCGGCCGACGGCUACUGGAGCCGGUCGUCCAGUUUCGACUAGCGGUAGCUGCGUGAUGGAACUGAUGCGGCAGAGUAGAGUAGUGGUAGUGUGGUUACGUACAGCAGGCAGGCAGGCAGGCGAUUGGUAUGCUUGGUGAGAUGGAUGUUCAUAUCAGGAUUCAGGUGGUUGGAAUGUGGACAGCUGCUGAUUUAGUUUAGAUGGCAGUGUUGCUUUGCUGAUUUGGCUAGGAGUCGAGUUCUGUUGGUAGUAUAGAUCUGAAUCUGACCUUACGAUGCAAUUGGUUUCGUAUUUGUAUUGUUAUCUUUUUUUUUUCCUUUAUCAA